This is a messenger RNA of Closterium sp. Naga37s-1, 1521 nucleotides long. The record is from the annotation of a GenBank genome assembly. NCBI's taxonomy places the organism in Eukaryota, Viridiplantae, Streptophyta, Zygnematophyceae, Desmidiales, Closteriaceae.
AUGCCCCGUUCUGGUUCUUCUGACCGUGCCCCAACCCAACCACCGUCUCCUCCCUGUGCCAAUGGUGCCAGCGUCACCACUCUCAUCUCAUUCCCUGUGCUUCCACCCUGCGUGCGGCACGGCAGCAAUGUGUCGCACAACUAUCUCACUGGCAACUUACCUGCCUCCAUGUUCGCCCUCUCCAAGCUCACAAAACUGGCCUUUUUCUUCUGGCAGCAAUUCGGCAUCACACCUCUCCCUUUCCUGCUUCCUUCUCCCCUUUCAGAAUUCGGAGAAGAUAUUUUGCCUGAUACCUCUCUCUUCCCCGCUUCCUUCUCCCCCCUUCACUCCCUCCCCCUCCCCUCCUCCUGCCCCUCCCCUCCUCCUCUCCCUCCCCUCCUCCCCUCCUCCCCUCCUCCCACCACUCUCUCCACUCUCAGUGACCUUUUCAGCUCCCCUUUCCCCCUCAUCAGAAUUGUUCAAGCCACCACCAUCAGUGCCACCAGUCAUCCUCCCUCCACCAGUCUCCCCACCACCGUCACUCCCCUCACCUGCACCACCCUCUCCCGCCAUCUCAGCUCCACCCCGUUCACCAACAUCCCCUCCUCCUUCCCCUCAGCCCUCUCCGUCCUCUCCUCCCCCUUCUCCCUCUCCUACCUCACCUCCCUUCGUUCCAUCGCCCUCUCCUCCGCCUCCGCCUUCCUCCGCGGGGCUAUCAGUGGGGGCCAUUGCGGGGAUUGCCGUGGCGGGUGUUUCCGGAGUGCGAGUGGGUCCAAGGGUCCCUCGGGGCCAGCGCAGGCAGCGGGGCCGGCGGUGUGUAGGCAGUACCAGCUGGAGGUGCUGGCAGCGGCAACGGGCAUGUGGGCGGAGGCCAACAAGAUCGGCAGCGGGGGGUUCGGGGAUGUGUAUCGUGCUGAGGACCCCGCCGACCCCUCCACGCUCUGGGCUGUCAAGCGCGCCAAAGUGAACGAGAUGGCAUCGAAGCACCACCCACACCUGGUGCGGCUGCUGGGGUUCUGCAUUGACGUGAACAAGGCCACAGAGCAGACGGAGCAGAUCCUCAUCUACGAGUUCAUGCCCAACGGCGACCUCGAACGCUGGCUCGGCCCUGGUAUGGGUGAUGUGCACAGCUUUGGAGUGGUGAUGCUCACGAUCCUGACGGCACGCAAGGCCAUCUACAACUCGGAGGACAACCAGAUCAACCUCAAGCAAUGGGUGGCACCAUUCAUAGCAGCCAAUGACGGGGUCACCUUCAAGGACCCCUCUCUGGAAGCCCCACCAGACAUUAUCCUGCGCCUGGCACGCCUGGCUCUUUCCUGCACCGCCAUGCCCACUGUGCUCCGCCCCAACAUGAUCAAAGUGCUUGCUGAAUUGGAGGCUCUGCGCGAGGAGGUCUGCGGUGCUACCCGUAACCAGAUGGCGAGGCGGAUUGACCGGGAGAUUGAGGACAAGCAGGGGCACAACCUGGAGGAGGAGUUGGCGAAUGCGAUUAGAAUAGGGUCGAGCGGAGAUGAUGGAGAGAGUAGGAAACGCAGUGAGUGA